GGUCGGAGAUCCGCGUGUGUGCUGGAGACGCUGGUGUGCGCUGGCAUGGCGGACAAGGUGGUGUUCAAAGUGGCGACGGAGGAGGAGAGAGCAGUUGUCCGACAGCGAAUUGGGACGACAGAGGACGACAUCCGGCAAGCGAUGUCGAAUUUACGCAGCUGGCUCGAGGCGCAACCGCACCUACCGCACGUCAUGGGACUGUGGUCACAGUUCCACGCAUGACGGAAGACUGCAACCGUGUCAGCUGCCUCUUGAACAUAACCCCCGAUGCUUCAAUCCUGAACUUGCCGCAGGCAAUAAAGGCCAUGUUGAUGGCGGUAGAGUUCAUGCUCUCGUUUGACUACUCUGUUGGUUACAUAUUUUUAGUUGAUUUGAAGAACGUGACCGCUGCACAUGUCACCAAGGCAAGUGUGCGUGACAUCUGGAGCCUGGAAACUAUCUCCAGGAAAGCCUAUUCAAAACGAAUUGUAGCCUUACAUUUCACUAACGCAACAAAGAUAAUAGGCAUGGUGCUCUCAGUCGUCUAUCCAGCGCUUCCUCCGAAACUACGAAAGCGGGUGCAUAUCCACCUUCCUGGGUCGGAGACGCUAUUCGAGCAUGUGCCCAAAUCUUGCCUGCCUAAUGAGAUGGGUGGCACAGCUGGCCCUGCUCAAGAAAUGAUGGAUGCGGUCAUAAAUUCCAUGGUGGAUCUUAGAGAGUGGUUCCUUGAAGAGGACAGAUACAUACCAGAUGAGAGCAAACGACCUCCAGACAACAGCUACAAAAAUGACUAUGACUUGUUUGGCAUGGACGGAUCUUUCAAGAAGCUGCAACUGGACUGAUCAUCUAAGCUUAAUAAUUCCUCACCUCAACUUGCUCUUUAACAUUUUUUAUGUUAUUGAGUUUCAUUAUAUUUGGUCAUCACUUGAAGUUUUCUUAACAAAGUGAAGAGUAAAUCUCCUUGCAUAUUUUCUGCAAGCAUAUUUCCCCAAGUAAAUUACAAAUUACCUGUACAAACGUAAAUAACGUUUUACAAUAGGUUACAUUCUCUCAAUGCCUGACACUUUAGAUUGUCGUACAUUAAUUUAGUUUGAUAAAGGCGCACUCUUUGAUUUGUUACACGUAUGCACUAUAAAUCACUAUUAUUAUAUCUUAUAUGGAGGUUUUUUUUUCACUUUCAACACUUCUAUCCAGCUAGGGACGAAUCACAGCUUUUAUGCCUCUUUGUGAGCUGCUGUUAGUCUGUUUUCACAGAUGUUCUUCAACUGAAAAGUAAAAUUUAGUUCUGAAAACCCGUUCUUUGUAUGUCUGAAUGGGGAUACUUGCAAUUUUAGAGUUCCUUCAUCUAGUAUCUGCUGAUUCAUAUUCCUUGGUAGUUGUAUUGCACUGUGCCGCUAGUCAAUUAACACUCUAUUGCAUGUGUUGCCACUUGAGAAAAACCGUAAAUUUACUUUAAUGUUGAAGAAACCGCCGGUGUAUUCAAAACGUUGACAUCUUGCAACACACACAGUUUGGCUGUAUCGAGUUAGGCCGUGUUUAGCUUCAUUAUGCUGGUAGAAACGGUUCAAAAUUCAUCAUCUCUGCUGAAGGUCACGUCUACGUAAACACGCAUGAAAGCAGCAGACAGAUUAAAUUGUUUCUGCCACUUGUAAUUAUAUCUUCAACGCAUGUAAAAUGAUGCUCAAUGAUAGCACAGAUAAUGUUUCCAUGACUCUACAACUAAACGAUUAGUAACUAAUGUUUCCCAUUUGUUACCAUAUGGCAAAAAACUUAAAAUAUUGAAUAAAUCAAAAUUAAAUCAAAGUUAAUAUGUUCAGCAUGUUAAAAAGUACUUCAUGUGUCAGACCCUACCCCCAGAUACUUUUUUUCACUGAAACUGAUCUCCUAAAAAAGUGUCAUGCAAUAAAGCGUUAAGUUUGUGAAUGUUAA
Schistocerca cancellata (South American locust) is the source of this 1908-nucleotide messenger RNA. Its product is annotated as alpha-tocopherol transfer protein-like. The transcript is spliced from 6 exons. The coding region runs from base 219 to 821 and encodes 200 amino acids. The record is from RefSeq and is a predicted model, not a curated record. Gene Ontology annotation, molecular function: phosphatidylinositol bisphosphate binding. Gene Ontology annotation, cellular component: membrane. Lineage: Eukaryota; Metazoa; Arthropoda; Insecta; Orthoptera; Acrididae.